GAGGACAGAGGACAGAGACUAGGGAAACAUAUAAAGACAAACGAAGCAUAGUAUUCCGGUCUCCGGAGUAGUCAUACUCAUACCAGAGAAAGAAGCAAUCAAAACCAAAUCAACAUCACAAAACUCUCUUCCACCCAUACCAACACUCAACAACUCACUCAAACUUGUCAGUUCUACAGAGAAAGAGGAAAAAAAGAGAAAGAGAUGAGUGGGGAUGGAAGGAGAGAAAGGAGAGACAACGAUGACAAGGGUUUGUUAUGGAAAUUGCCUGUUAUCAAGACUAAUGAGUUAGGGAAACUUGGCCCUGCUUUUGGUAUUGGUGUUGGUUUUGGUCUCGGUGUUGGUAUUGGAUUCCUUGGAGGUGUAGGGAUAGGUCCUGGAAUUCCUGGACUGCAGCUAGGAGCUGGGUUUGGUGCUGGAUGUGGAGUUGGAGCUGGCUUUGGUUACGGCAUGGGGAAAGGAGUUGCACACGAUGACGUUCGGCGAUAUUCUAAUGUUGGGCGACCUUCUCUGGAGAACGGACAUCUUCCUUCUCAGAAAUAUCACUUACUAGACUUUCUUGUACUCUAUGUGUAUUCUCCAAUUUGUCCAGGGAAGAAAUAGGAGUUCUGAUUGAUGAUUUGGUUGUGCAAACAAAAAAGGUAAUCCGGGUAACUUCAAGAGAGAUUGAUAAAUGGAGAAGAUGAAGACUACUGGAUUGUAUGCAUGUCAUUUCAUUAUUAUUUCUUAAUGAUUCUAAGUGGCAAUGAAAAUCAUACUUCAAGUCGUCAAACUCAGACUUCUUACUACUGUUUUAUGUUUGUACAUACAUUUGCUUGAACUUUGACUUCUGCAUGAACAUCAAAACAUAAUGAUACGUUUUACAGCUUUGGAGGGAUUGCGUAGAAGCAAGUAGGUAUCUGUACAGUGUACACUAUAACUCACUUGGUAUUUAUGUAUGUUAAUUAAGUUCACUGUUUC
Messenger RNA from Papaver somniferum (opium poppy), 960 nucleotides. Its product is annotated as chorion class B protein M3A5-like. The record is from RefSeq and is a predicted model, not a curated record. Lineage: Eukaryota; Viridiplantae; Streptophyta; Magnoliopsida; Ranunculales; Papaveraceae. The transcript has 3 exons. The coding region runs from base 205 to 603 and encodes 132 amino acids.